Molecule: messenger RNA, 1329 nt
Organism: Morone saxatilis (striped sea-bass)
Lineage: Eukaryota; Metazoa; Chordata; Actinopteri; Moronidae
Gene: slc38a8b
Product: solute carrier family 38 member 8b
Exons: 10
Coding region: 1-1329 (442 amino acids)
Biological process (GO): amino acid transmembrane transport
Molecular function (GO): amino acid transmembrane transporter activity
Source: RefSeq, a predicted model, not a curated record
AUGGAGGAACUGGCCCGAGAGAGCAUCAGCCUGAUGGCCCGGUCCGCGUCCCAUGCGGACCCGCCGCGGCUCGGCUCGUUUGGCGCAGUGUUCAUCAUGCUGAAGUCCGCGCUUGGAGCCGGACUGCUCAACUUCCCCUGGGCUUUCCAGAAAGCGGGGGGAGUGAACACCGCCAUCAGUGUGGAGCUGGUUUCACUGGUUUUCCUCAUCAGUGGGUUGGUGAUCCUCGGCUACGCCUCCUCAGUCAGCAGACAGACGACCUAUCAGGACGUGGUGAGCGAGGUGUGUGGACGAGCUGUGGGUCAACUCUGUGAAGUCUGUUUCUGCUUCAACCUCUUCAUGAUAUGUGUCGCCUUCCUGGUGGUGGUGCAGGACCAGCUGGAGAAAUUGUGUAUUUCUUUAUAUGAGACGGUGACUGGGUCCAGUGAAGGAGAGAUGCCGUAUCACUGGUACACCGACCAGCGAUUUGCCCUCUUCAUCAUGUGCCUUUUCAUCAUCCUACCCCUGUCCAUCCCAAAAGAAAUUGGCAUCCAGAAAUACACAAGUGUGUUGGGGACGCUGGCUGCUACAUAUCUGUGUGUGGCAGUGAUUGUCAAAUAUUACCUGAUGGACAGCCACCCUGCUAUAAUAACCCCAGAGCACAGCCAAGGUUUGAGUUCGUGGGCUUCAAUGUUCAGUGUCGUGCCGACUAUCUGCUUUGGCUUCCAGUGCCAUGAAGCCUGUAUAGCAAUCUAUAGCAGCAUGGAGAACCAGAAGCUCUCCCACUGGGUGAUCAUCUCUGUGCUCUCCAUGUUCUUCUGUUUACUCAUCUACACUCUAACAGGUGUGUACGGCUUCAUGACGUUCGGACGAGCAGUCGCCUCAGAUAUUUUGAUGUCAUAUCCAGGAGACGAUGUGGUCAUGAUCAUUUCCAGACUACUUUUUGGAAUAUCAAUUAUCACCAUCUAUCCUAUUAUUCUUCUCCUGGGGAGAUCUGUCAUCCUGAACUUGGUGCUGCGCAUUCAAAGACGGCGUCGAGGAGUCGUCACUAGUUCGUUUGAGACUCGCUGCAGAGUCGUUCUCACUGUGAUCUGGAUCACCAUCACUCUCCUCAUUGCCAUGUACGUCCCCGACAUGGGUGAAGUCAUCAGUGUCAUCGGAGGAAUAAGCGCCUUCUUCAUCUUUAUUUUUCCUGGUCUUUGCUUAGUGUUCACAAUGCAAACUGAAUCUGUGACUCCAAGAGUCAGGGUGGUUUUAACCAUUUGGGGAGUCAUAACUGUUGUAGUUGGAGCCUUCAUCUUUGGACAGAGCACAACCAUCGCUGUCAUGGAGCUUUUCCAAAAAUUUUGA